Ictalurus punctatus (channel catfish) is the source of this 1231-nucleotide messenger RNA. RefSeq names its product interferon-induced protein 44-like. The transcript is spliced from 7 exons. The coding region runs from base 185 to 1039 and encodes 284 amino acids. The record is from RefSeq and is a predicted model, not a curated record. NCBI's taxonomy places the organism in Eukaryota, Metazoa, Chordata, Actinopteri, Siluriformes, Ictaluridae.
CAUUUGACCACUUUUGCUCUAGCAGGGAGAAUAAUCUCUUUGAUCUUUGAUUAAGAAGACGUGUUUUAGGUUAGACUGGGUAUCAGCCUUGUGAUCCAUUACUCCAUGCUGGAUUUAUUAAAAUUGUGUUGAUGUUCUUUACCCUGUGAGGAAGAUCAGCUUCAGAGGAAGAAAAUCGAACAAAAUGGGUGGAAAGAAAUCAACACCGACGCCUCCAGAAGACUUUGAUAAACCAUGGAGAAACGUGGACUGGGAUGGGAGAGAUCAACUUGAGGCGGAUCUGAGAGAACUUACAAUCCAUCAUGCAGAGAUCACCCAUCUCAGAAUCCUUGUUCACGGAGCGGUUGGUGCUGGAAAAUCCAGCUUCAUCAACUCAGCUAACAGUGUCUUUCAGCACCGUGUAACGGACAGAGCCGGAGAAGCAGCGAGUGCAAGCAAAAGUUAUACGAAACAAUACAAAAGCUACAGAAUCUGGGAUGAAAAUGACAGCACCUUACCAUUUAUCUUCAAUGAUAUCAUGGGGCUACAAGAUACCAGGACAUCUGGAAUCCACACCGGUGACAUCAUUAAUGCUAUGCUGGGCCACGUGAGCGAGAACUGUAAGUUUAAUCCUGAGUGUCCUUUACAAGAUGGUGCUCCAUGGUACGUUAACGCCCCCACUCUGAAUGAUAAAGUUCACUGUCUGGUGAGCGUUGUAUCAGCACAAACUGUCCCUGUCAUGUAUGACGCUGUCAACGAUAGCAUUAAGAAUGUCCGGGAACAGGCCAGGGACUUUGGUAUCCCUCAAGUCCUGAUCUUGACACAUAUUGAUGAGUGCUGUCCACUGGUUAAGGAAAACUUGAAAAAAGUCUACUUCAGCAAGAAAAUUAAGGAAAAGAUGUACGAAUGCCGCGACAGAGUGGGAAUCCCGAUGAACUGCAUCUUUCCUGUGAAAAACUACCAUGAAGAGUCAGACACCAAUAAUGACACUGACGUCCUGGUUCUGUUGGCCCUGAGGAAAAUCCUAAACUCUGCUAAUGAUUAUGUGAGAGAGCUGUAACUCUCGCCUCUCUUUCAGCUUGUAGACUGGUCCAAAUAAAAGUUGAACAAUACUAUAUGUUUAGUAAAUCAUGUAACCUUAGUAAUGCUUAGUUGAAUUUGAAAAAUGUGGUCGUCCUCACAUAUAAAUAAACAUGAUUUCCUGUUAAACCUGUUACAAAUUAAAAUAAAGUGUUUGUGUGUGUGUCUUUAA